AUGCAUCUUAAAGACCUACAGUCAUGUGUAGAAUCUCGAAAGCCCACUGUCGACCAAAAGACCUUCAGUAAGCUUGUAGCCGUUCCAUUCACGGGAGACAUCCCAUUAAUGUCAGUACCAUUCCGAUCCCUCAACAGUUUUAUCCCUGAGCCUGGCAACCUUGUCCGCGGUGAUAGUGUUGAACUCCCAUCGUUAAGAAUGGGAAAAGAUGUCAUGCCCCCAGAUGGGUGGGCUGAGACAAUCAAGCAAUUCGCCCGGAGUGCCGCCAGGGAAGAGGAAAAAUUGAAGAGCGAGCUGCUGCAAGUUUGGUCCUCCUUCCAGAGCCAGCGCGAACCUUUCGUCCGCAACGGCGGCAAAAUCAAAACAUCCUCCCAACUUUACCAAUGGGUGGGACGGAACCUUCUCCACGUGGAGUCGGCGCUGAUCCAAGUUGUCGGCCAGCUCCAAGUCAAUCCGUGCAUUUGUUGUCUCCGAGGCAAGGGCCCAUGGGCAUUAUGCGUCAAACUACCCGGAGCUGAUGGGACCCGCUAUGGUUGCGCAAAUUGCCACGAGGCAAAUCGGGAAUGCACAGAGGCAACAGUGCGCUUCAGUCAACAAGCACCGCAAAGCAGACCCGCACAGGUGAACCACGGCGAGAGAGAUGCGGACAGCAGAAAUGAUGGGGCGAUUUGCUCAGUACGGGAACUUCAUGGACUUGUGGCACUGCAACAUGCUCUGAACGGCCAGUUGACAAUUGUACAUGAGGUGGACCGCAUUGUGGAUGCCAUUAUCCGUGAGAUUGGAAUCACGAUUGCGCCGCUGGGCCAAGGCGGUUUGGCUGGCAACAUUCGGCCAGAGGACGUCGACCGUCUACAGGGGCAAUACCGAGAGUUGAUGCUCGCCAUGCAGCAGCAGGCCCGUGAGCGCGUCCGCCGUGAGGACUGCGUCAACGACUUGGCAGACAUGAUGGACAUCAUGCUCUUCCGCUGGUGA
Molecule: messenger RNA, 972 nt
Organism: Penicillium arizonense
Lineage: Eukaryota; Fungi; Ascomycota; Eurotiomycetes; Eurotiales; Aspergillaceae
Product: DUF3716 domain-containing protein
Exons: 2
Coding region: 1-972 (323 amino acids)
Source: RefSeq, a predicted model, not a curated record